Messenger RNA from Diatraea saccharalis (sugarcane borer), 1338 nucleotides. The record is from the annotation of a GenBank genome assembly. Lineage: Eukaryota; Metazoa; Arthropoda; Insecta; Lepidoptera; Crambidae.
AUGUCGAGAAAGUGUAAUAAUUGUAACAAGUACCUGUGUAAGAUUCCUGGUUAUAAAAAAAUUAUAAAGAAUGAAGAAGAAGCUAAAGUGUUUAGUGACUGUUUGAAUAAAAUCGUAAUAGUUAAUGAUAUUUUUUGUAAGAAGUGUCGACUUAUCCCAUAUAUUAACAAAAAAGCUUCUACUUCUAAAUGUGCAGCAUUUAACUUGGCCGAAAUAAUGGACGAUCAAAAUAAUCUCUCAGUACAAUAUGUGAAAUCAGCACCUAAUAUCAUCAAAGCAGAAACUAAGUUGCCACAUGGUGGAGGCGCAGCGUUUCGAAAUAUAACGAUAACGAUACCCCGUAAGCCAAGCGGGGAAAAAAUAGAAGCGAGAAAACGAAAAACGAGAAACGAGAAAACGAAAAUUAUGGCGAAAUACAUCGGAUUAAAAGGUGAUGUGGCUGAUUUUUUUUCCCAAUUUAAUAUUAUAGCAGCAGCAAAAGGCUAUCAAGAAUCGACUAAAAAACUAGUGUUGGCAGCGUAUUUAGCGGGACCUGCACUAUUAUUUUAUAAUAAAAUAAAAGAUAAUUGUGAGACAUUUCAGGAACUUCAGAAACAAAUCAGCGAGGAGUUCUCCUCAACGGAAAAUUCUAUCGCAAUUUUUUUUGCAAGAGGACAGGGUGCAACGGAGGACCCACUUAAUUACUUUUAUUCUUUAGAUUAUUUAGCCUAUAAAGCUGAGGCAGUUAUUGAUGAUAAAUGCUUCAUCCAACAUUUUCUUGGAGCAGCAAAUUUCCAAACUAAGGGACGUUUAGGAUCACAGUUGUAUACGAAUAGACAACAUUUGAAAGAGGUCAUCAAACAAUUAAAUGAAAUUUAUAAUAGAGGGGAUGGAGAAGCGGACAUUAAUUUACCUGUAAAAUUUACAAAUAUUGUAGAUGUUCUUCCUUCCUCUAGCACACAAGGCGGACAAGGAGAUCAGCGACCUUCAACGUCUAUUCGACCCACUAGAACCUUCAGUUCUCCAUCUUUCACCCCUCGUAAAAUCCCACCUCCCGAUCAGAUGAUGCCCCGCCCUUAUAAUUUCAGACCAAGAGGUAAUACAAAGCCGCACUCAAUGAUGACUAAGAAGAAUAAUGAAUGCAACACAAAAGCAGCAGAGGCGAUAGAAGUUAUAGCUGAGGAUAAACAGCCACCUCACUCAAAGAAUAUAUUAUACGCACCCCCCCCGCCACAGCCCCCGCCGCCCCGCCUGGACCGAGCGACGCGCGCGACAGUGAGUGGCGGCAGUGAGAGAGACUCAUACGCACGCGCCAAUGUGACGUGCGUUCCCGCGCACACGACGUGCCCGCUGUCGUGA